GGUCACACUGAUCAAAACAACAGGAAAUUGUUUUGAUUAAACGCGAUUUUAUUUGAUUUUAAUUGAUUUAUGGUUUAAACAAAAUUAUUAGUAAGGCCUGUUAACAAAACAGGCGCGCCUCGCACCCCCGCUCUUCCGAACCAAAGCAGCCAAAGGAAAACAACAACAACAAAAUACCGAAAUUUCAAAGAAAAGAAAAAAAUGGAGUGACGGGUGACGAGGAAACACAAACAAAAACACUCAAAACAAAGGAAGUCGAUAAAAGAACCGAAAGAUAGCACCAUGGAGGACUUCGAGCUGGAGGUGGACACGAAUUUUGUCCAGCUGAGCCGUCAGCAACUGCUCCAACGGUACUCCGGCGCUAUGAGGCAGCUCCGUCGCCUGGCCGAGUCCCGUUACGAGGUGCGCUCCAUCAGUUUCGACAAUUAUGUGCUGUUCCAGUAUUUCCGGCAGCGCAACCUACUCACACCGGUCGGUGUCUCGCCCACACCCAACGCCAUGCCGCCCGCCCCACUAACCGCCUACCUGAAACUGGAGGUACUGCACCAUCUGCUGGAUCGCCGGCGCCAGAUCCUGUGCUGGCUGUUCUACCUGACCCUCGUCUCGCUGUGCGUGGCCGCGUAUCGGUAUGAGACGACCGGAGCUGGUGGCCAUCAGGAGCGCGUCGUCCAGGCCAUGGUCUAUCCGGGAAUGCGAAUGUGGCGUCGCAUGACCAUGCCGCUCAUCCAGCGCUUCCCCCAGCUGACUGAGCUCUACGACGAGUCCUGCCUCAUGGGCAAUCCCUUCUUCCAGGUGGAGGAUCUCAGCUGUGGUCCGUGUGCCAGUGUGGAGACCGUUUGGCUAGAGAGCGACGAGUGCGAAGGGCAUCCCAAUCCACCCACCCACAAGUGCCAUCAGCCCGUAGUAGCCGGCGAGAGUGUUCCGUACGCCUUCCGCAGCCAGCAGGAGGCCAUCGACCUGAGGGACUUCUAUAACAUCUACGCCAGCAACCACAAGAUCUUCCAGCGCGAUGCCUAUCGUGUUCACUCCACCAACCAGGGUGUCCACAAUCUCGAGGAUCUCUUCGGGCAGUUCAACAGCAGCAGUAGCUCGGCGGGCUCUGCGGAAGCCGGAGAUGCUUCUGGAGGCGAUGCCGCUGGCGUUGGGACGCCCACAUGGACGCAGCAGGCGCACAAUCUGUGGCGCUGCAAUCGCAUGGUGCCCGCGCGUCUCCUGCGACCGAUAUUCGCCCGGCCGCCUCGUCUGCCCAGCAUGGGCGUGGCCCUGGAGCGAUACGUGGCCAUCGAUACGGCCCAAGCGCCAGCCUACACGCUGCCGGAGACCGAGUGCCCCAAUGUUUACGUUCACCAGGCGGUGGGUACGCGUUUCAUCAUACUCCGACCCACCAGCGAGUGCCGGCACCGCUGUCGCACCCUCUCCCUCCGACUCACCCAGUCCUAUGUCCUCAGCUAUAACUGGUUGUACUGGAAACCGAUCUCUGCGCCGGAUCCCAUAUCCGAGUCGAUAUCCAUAAGCCUGAUUGGCUCCUACUGUUAGAGGAAGAGAAUCGAAUCCUGCUCCUAGCUUUAAGCGCCAUAUACAAGCCACACCCUCCAUGUCCUUUAGCCCAAAAGCCAAAAUUAAUUUACGUCACGAAUUUCGUCACAGCUCAUUGGAAGACCAAUCAAAAAAAAAAAUUAAAACUGAAAUCCAAAGAGAGGAA
Molecule: messenger RNA, 1702 nt
Organism: Drosophila bipectinata
Lineage: Eukaryota; Metazoa; Arthropoda; Insecta; Diptera; Drosophilidae
Source: RefSeq, a predicted model, not a curated record